Molecule: messenger RNA, 3344 nt
Organism: Oryza brachyantha (malo sina)
Lineage: Eukaryota; Viridiplantae; Streptophyta; Magnoliopsida; Poales; Poaceae
Product: putative pentatricopeptide repeat-containing protein At1g16830
Exons: 4
Coding region: 153-2024 (623 amino acids)
Molecular function (GO): protein binding
Source: RefSeq, a predicted model, not a curated record
UCCUGGGCUGAGGCCGAGCAGCAGCGCGCUCACCGCCGGCGUUUGAGCGAGCUUUCGCCGCCGCCGCCGCUCCUGUCUCUGCAGCAAUAGGAAUAGGGUCUAGUGCUUGCAAUGCGAUCCCCUUCCUCGCCCACCCGCUGCCUGUUGCUUCUAUGCUCGGCGCCACGCGGACGCGGACGCCGCGCUUCUCUCUCUCGGCCGCCACCGCCUUCUUCACCACCAGGCCUCACCCGCCGCCGCUCUCUCCUCGGCUCGUCGACACCACCGUCUCCCGAUGUCCCUCCGACGCCCUCGCGCUCAACUUCUUCCUCUGGUGCGCCCGCCGCCCCGCCUACUUCCACCCGCCCGCGUCCUUCGACCGCCUCCUCCCCGCCGCCGCCCGCCUCGCCUCCCGCCUCCGCACCGCCCCCGCCAUCCUCCACGAGCUCCGCGCCCUCGGCUGCCCCAUCCGCCCCCACACCUUCCUCCUCUUGCUUAGGCUUUACUGGCGCGGGGGCAUCUACCACCUCGUGCUCCAGCUGUUCGAUCAAAUGCCUCUUUGGGGCUUCCACCCCAACGCCUUCGCCCGCAACGCCGUCCUCGACGUCCUUCUCAGGACACGCCAACACCACUCCGCCUUGUGCUUCCUACGGGACAACCCCUCGCCCAACUAUCUCACUUACGCCAUCCUCCUCACCCACCUUUGCAAGGCGGAGAACUGGCCAGGAGCGCGCGGCUGCUUCUUAGCCAUGCUUCACCAGGGCUUUAUCCCCAGCUCUGCUUCUCUCGCUGCGGUUUUUGCGUGCUGCAGCAAACUUGGCGCCAUGUCCCACCUGCUGCAGCUUCUGUCCUUCAUACUUGUUUCGGGAUAUCAGUUCACUUCGGCCAUGUGGGCAUGCCUCAUUGCUCGUUUGUGCCGCGAGGGUAGGCUAGAUGAGGCUAUUAGUAUGCUGGCAAAGAUGCUGGGCUCUGGUUUUUCUCCCACAGUUGUCACUUAUACACCACUUGUCAGAGCUCUCUAUCAAUCUGGGAGGCAUGACAUUGCAAGUGAGCUUUUCACGCACAUGUCAUCCACCAAUUGCAGCCCAGAUCUUGUUCUUCAUAAUGUUCUAAUGGACUGCAUGGCCAAGGAGAGGAGAUAUGAUGCUGCUCUAGGCAUUUACUUAAAUCUUCGUGAGAGCCAAAUAAAGCCUGACGCGUACACUUUAUCUACUGUAGUCCAGGUGUUGCAGUUGUCAGGGAAUGUAAGCCUUCUUCCUAGGUUACUUCUGGACUCAGAUAUCCCUUAUGAUCUCGUGGCCUGCAAUUCUGUGCUGAAUGCUCUAUGCAAGUCUGGAUUUCCAUCUCAAGCUGUGCAGUUCUUCAUCAAUAUGAUCAAGUGCGACAUCAAGCCAGACAGCUACAGUUAUGUUGGCCUUUUGGACAGUUUGUGCCAGCUGGGAAGGAUUGACCAUGCAGUCAAUCUCUACCGUAGUAUUGUCUCGAUUGAUCCUGAUUCAAAUGCUUAUAUCCAUGCUGCCAUCCUCCAUGGCCUUGUUAAAAAGGGCCAGAACCGUAUGGCACUAAUGAUUUUAAAUGAGGCUAUACGCCAAAAUUGUGCUCUCGACGCUGUGUGCUACACUGUUGUUCUACAUGGCCUUCUCCAAGCUCACAUGAUUGAAGAGGCUUGCAUGUUGUUUAACAAAAUGAAGUAUUCAGGAAUGUCUUCCAACACUUGCACAUACAACGUAAUGCUUCGUGGACUUUGUAGAACCAGGGAUGAACAUGCUGUCAAGUGGUUUCUAAGAGAAAUGGAAUGUUCUGAUGUGGAGAUGGACAGUAUCUCAUUCAAUACUAUGAUCGUGCUCUUAAUCAAGUUGCAGCAUAUUAGUUCAGCCACUGCUUUGAUAAGAGAAAUGAUUAAUCUAGGCAUGGAACUUAGCACCAAAACUUUGUCAUUAAUUUCUCAGUAUGUUGGUCAUGUGCAUGUUCUGAAGGAUGCUCACAUUGCUGAAAAUGAUCAAUCCGACUCAACUAAUGAUCUUCUUGCAUGCUCAGCUUCAUAGUCAAUUUUCUCAACUAAACAACCAUGCUACCUCUGUAGAUCAUCAGUUUGGUGAUGCAUAGUUACAUACAGAUACAAACUAGUAAAGGUUGGUGAAGUAUUCAUUGAUUUAUUUCCAUCCAUUUCCUUUAUGAAAAUGGACCACACAAUGCCUCGUGUUUAUGAAAAUGCAGAGCCAGUCCGUUCUAUCAGCAUAUUUAUGCUCUUCAUCAGCAUAUUUGCAGACCUUGCUUAAACAAGCAGUCCAUAUCUUCCAGGAAGGAUCUUGAUAUUGGAAAAUGUUGCUGCAGUCAGGUGUUCUGUAAUUAUGUCUGUCUGCUUGCUUAGAGUGACCAGGUUGAUCUCCGUCUGGACGCAGUUCUCCUGAUUUGGAGGCUUGUCUUCUCUAACCUUUGUUUUGGUCAAGAAAACCGACUAAUUUUAAUGGAAUUCUUGAAGAUAAUGACAAAUCUGCUAAGUAACAAGUGUUGCCAUUGAUGCAACAAAAGCCCAUUACAUGGUUGUAUCAUCAGGAAAUGAAACAAAAGCAUCACUUGAAUGGAGGUUAUUGGAUUUUGAUGUCAAGGUUAGGAUCUGAGACAUUUCUUCAGUCUUCAGUUUGGGGCCAAAUCAAAUCUAAGAUCAUUUCCUUCUGAGCUGAUAUUGCAAGCAGCAGAAGGUACGUGGUAAAACGGAAAGGAUGUGAUGCCACCUAUACCGAGAUUACUGAAAGAAUUCUCAAAGGGUACUUCCUCAGUUAACACUCACCAUGGAAAAAUCUCAGUUAAACUUAUUAGUCUUUGUUUCGAUUAACAUAGUCAAAACUUCAGGUUACAGCCCAGAACAUGGAGCUUAUACUAGCAUAAGAACUCUUCCAUCAUCACUUUCUCCAAAAGAAAGAGCAAGCCACUGGGCUGAGUUCUUCUCUUAUUCCAAAUCACAGCAUAUUAAGGUUUUGCACAUCAUCUUUUUUCGUAAAAGAAGGUACAUACAGUCAUAUGUGUGGUAUACAAUAUAUAGAUGCAGUAGCUCUGUUAUUCAUUCCCAUGCGAAAACUUACUUUUAGGUUGCAACUGGAAAUACAAACAUAUUUAUCACUUCGAGCAAGAAGUUUUGUAACUCAUCAAUAUGUAGGCAACAUCCAAUGACCUCUCCCAUAAACUGACCCUUUGCACAUGUCGCUGGAGCCUUUAGAUGAAAUACAGAUGAAAAUUUCUUCCUUGUUCAUUCUUGGAGACCAAGUUUUCUUUUAUAUAUCUGGAUGUUCCUAACUGCGGCAUGUUUAUAAGCAUGCCAUCAUAUACUCAUGUUUGAUUUCAGUAAAAACAAAUAAAUGUCAACU